GCACUGUGCUUGAGAGAGACUUUCUCCUCUUCUUUUUUGUUUCACCCUUAAAAAAAAAGAGAGAGUAAGCAAUUAAGAAGAGAAAAACAAAAAUGGCGGGUGAUGAUCCUAAGCCAUCCGCUCCUAAAGACAACGGGUAUGAAGAUCUCUACAAUGACCCAUUUGAUGGGUUCGGGGGAUUUACCGACGAAGAUCUAAUAAAUAUUAUGUCAGACUUGAAUCCUAAUCUUAUGGAUAUGUCUUUCACGGAACACACAUCUCCUCCUGUGUUCCCUACCUUACCAUUAGAUGUGGACGACACUCAGUUACUUCAUGAAUUGGAUCUCUCCAUCACCAACUACGACAUCAAGGAUGAGUUUGAUAGUCUGUCUUGCGUGGACGAUGGUUUUACCAUCUCGUUGGACAUGUAUGACCAACCUAAUGAUGAUUUAAACGACUAUAAUGAUGUCCCAGGAGAGAUUGGUAAUGAUAAUGGUAAAAGCAUUGUUGAUGAAAGUACAAGACUUGAAGUGAGCACUCGAGUUUUCGGUGGUGCAAAUGGUCCAGACUUUGAUAUUGGUGGUUCAUCAACAAUGCCUGUCCCGGUUACACCGACAAUCUCUGAUGGAGUUCACGUAUGCGGUUGUUGUAAAAUGCUUCGAGAAUUAGUCCACCUCAAGAAAGAGGUGGAACGGAAUACGCUUAACAUCUUUGGAGGGAUUGGUUUCUUUUGCCAUGCGGUUCUUCUGACUGAACUCUUGUUUCCUGAUUCUAUGGAACGUCAACCUCAAACAAUUCAUCUACAAGGAUUAACGAUGGAGGAAGUUAAAAAGUUCAUAGAAGAUUAUUGCUCCCAUAGAGUAGCAAGUGGUUUAUCACUUGUGCGAGACACUAAUGCUGCUUUCUAUCAAGCAAUGAGUGCCAACUUCAUCUCUAACCAGUCAACGCCUAUGUUGACAAUACCAUCACCCACUGAUGUUCCAAUGUCUUUGGUUUCGCCUGAAGAAGCUCGCCCUGUUCCACCCGCGCCGCCACAUGUUGGACUGAGAGAACAAUCUACCACUAAGUUGCCGAAACAAAGGGAAAAGCGAAAAACCCCUCUCGCUGCACAGAGAGAAAGGACAAAACAAAUGACAUUGAAGGAUAUUUGUCAGCUUUUUGAUCUCCCAAUUGAACAAGCGGCGAAGGAGAUGAAAGUGUGUGUAACAGUUCUAAAAAAGAUCUGUCGGAAAGGAAGCCUUAGGCGGUGGCCUCACCGCAAAAUUAAGAGUCUCCAGGCAAAAAUCGAGGCAUUGAAGACUUUGUUACUCACGGCAACGGAUGGUGUAGUUAAGGCUCGUGCUGAAGCUGAGAUAGAGAGGCUGCAGCGUCAUAUAGACAAGAUUUGCAGUGACAUACUCAAAAAUAUGUAAUUUGUUUUUCAUUCAAAAUUCAAAGACUUGAUCUUGAUUACUACGUACAUUUCAUCGUUUCUUACGUUUUGAUACACACACAAUUAGUUGAAAGUUAAAUUUCUUGAAAGUUUCCAGCAUAACAAUAAUAAAUUUCUUGAAAGUUA
Arabidopsis arenosa is the source of this 1537-nucleotide messenger RNA. NCBI's taxonomy places the organism in Eukaryota, Viridiplantae, Streptophyta, Magnoliopsida, Brassicales, Brassicaceae. The record is from the annotation of a GenBank genome assembly.